ACCAGGGCUGUGCAUUUCGAAAGGAAACCGCAUCCUUCCCCACAACGAGUCUCCAUCUUUGAACGAACGAACACACAUCUUGAAAAUGGCUCUCCGUGUUACCAGAAAUCGUUUGGCCUCCGCCAGGACCGAGCUCCCCGGGAAGACCUGCUCGGUGACCGGGCCCACACUCAAGCCCCGGGCGGCUCUCGGUGAGAUCGGGAACGUCGCAGUGAAAGAGGUGCAGAGGAAGACUGUGAAGACCGAAGCGGUCAAGAAGACCAGAGUGGUUAAAGUGGAAAAAGCUGCACCAGUGGUUGAAAAAGCAAAAGCACCAAAAAAUGUUGUUCCCGUUAAGCCAGAGGUUCUGGAAGUGCCAGAGGUGCAGGUUCUCCCUGAACCAGCGUCCCCCUGUCCCAUGGAGACAUCUGGCUGUGAGCCUGGUGACCUCAUCCAGGCGUUCUCAGACGUCAUGCUGGAGACGGCCGUCAGGGACGUGGACGCAGACGACUACGAGAACCCGAUGCUCUGCAGCGAAUACGUCAAAGACAUCUACAAGUACCUGCGCAUCCUGGAGGUGGAGCAGGACGUCAGGCACCAUUACCUGGAGGGCCAUGAGGUCACCGGUAACAUGCGAGCCAUUCUCAUUGACUGGCUGGUGCAGGUCAGCCUGAAGUUCCGUCUGCUGCAGGAAACCAUGUACAUGACCGUGGGAAUCAUUGAUCGCUUUCUUCAGGACCACCCAGUCCCCAAGAAGCAGCUGCAGCUGGUCGGUGUGACCUCCAUGUUCCUCGCUUCCAAGUACGAGGAGAUGUACCCCCCAGAGAUCUCCGACUUCGCCUACGUGACCGACCGGGCCUACACCACGCUCCAGAUCCGAGACAUGGAGAUGACCAUCCUGCGGCAGCUCAAGUUCCAGCUCGGCCGCCCUCUUCCCCUGCAGUUCCUCAGGAGGGCCUCAAAGAUUUAUGAGGUGACCGCCGAGCAGCACACGCUGGCUAAAUACCUCCUGGAGCUCACCAUGGUCGACUAUGAGAUGGCUCACUUCCCGCCUUCCCUGUUGGCCAGUGCUGCUUUCGCUCUCACCCUCCAGAUCCUGGAUGCUGGCGAAUGGGAUGUGACGCUGCAGCACUACAUGGACUACACAGCAGAGAGUUUGAUUCCUGUCAUGGCGCACAUUGCCAAGAAUGUUAUGAAGGUGAACGACGGGCAGACCAAGCACAUGGCCAUCAAGAGCAAGUACUCCACUUCGAAGCAGAUGAGGAUCGCCAACAUCCCACAGCUGAAGUCUUCUGUCGUGAAAGAGUUCGCCAAGCGGCUCCCACAGUGAGGCGGCUGCUUCUGGCACCUUCUGCCGACUUGUACAUUUGUAACUUAAGCAUUUUUUUAGCGUGUCUGAAGGAUCAGCACGCAGAGGACCCUGUUGGCGGUUUGCCUGUUUUAACAAUCGGAUUUCACGUGAUCUCCGGCCGACUCUUACAAAGCACGCCACAUGUUUUUUUUUUUUGGAUUCAUGAUUUACGCCCCGUGAGCCUCAGUCAACCAGUGACCGCUGUAAUGCUACAAUUCACUAGUUUCACCAUGUCUGUUCAAGACGUGACUCAUUAAUGCACUACUCUGUUUGCUGAAAGCUUUAAUGUGGCAUGAGUCAAUCCUGACACAUCUGCACUCAGACUGUCACUUAGCUCCACCUCCAGCAGUCUUAUUCCAACAUGUCACUUCCUGUUUGAUCUGAAACGUGUGGCGUGCUGUCAGAGGUCGGCCGUGGAAGGAUCCCGGGGCAGUCGUGGCCCAGUCCUAAUCUUUUUUUAAUGUUAUGUUCUUAAUGUGUGACAGUAUGUAAUAUGUACAGCAAUACUUUUUAAAUGAUUUUACUAAAUGUGUUUUUCUUAAAAGCAUCUAUUAAAUGGCUCUGACCAGA
Molecule: messenger RNA, 1900 nt
Organism: Platichthys flesus (European flounder)
Lineage: Eukaryota; Metazoa; Chordata; Actinopteri; Pleuronectiformes; Pleuronectidae
Gene: ccnb1
Product: cyclin B1
Exons: 9
Coding region: 86-1309 (407 amino acids)
Biological process (GO): mitotic metaphase chromosome alignment; mitotic cell cycle phase transition; regulation of cyclin-dependent protein serine/threonine kinase activity
Cellular component (GO): cyclin B1-CDK1 complex; nucleus; cytoplasm
Molecular function (GO): cyclin-dependent protein serine/threonine kinase regulator activity
Source: RefSeq, a predicted model, not a curated record